AUGGCGAAUUCUACGCUUUGUAUUCUGGGCUGCGGCAACUUGGGCGGCGCUAUUCUGAAGAGCUUGGUCGAUGGUCCUAAAGACAAAGAGGGGAGCGCGCCAUUCACCCGGUUCAUUGCCUGUGUUCGGAGUCAAGAAUCCGAGGAGCGAUUGAGUGCGCAAUUCUCCCACCAUUCGCAAAGCUUGACGAUUGCCCGAGACAACAUCACGGCUGUUCAAGAGGCGGAUGUGGUAGUUUUGGGUGUGGACCCUGCUGUCGUGGAGAAAGUGCUGUCAACUCCUGGCCUCAGCGAGGCCUUAUCGAACAAACUCCUCAUCAGUGUCGCUGCUGGCUGGACCCGGCAGAGGCUUGAGACCACGCUCUAUGGCAGUCCGACGACAAGCAGCAAUGCCGAAGGUCGGGCGUGGGUGGUGCGCACGUUGCCGAAUAUCGCUGCGUCAGUCUCGCAGGGUCUCACAGCCAUUGAGAUCUCAGAGCCAGCCGUUCCCGAACACUACCAGAAGAUCACGGAUGCGGUCUUUGAGAACCUGGGAAAGACAGUCCACAUCCCCCCAACUCUGAUGGAUGCAACGACGGCGGUGGCCGGAUCGACUCCCGCAUUCUUUGCCGUGAUUGUCGACGCGAUGAUUGAUGCCUCCGUGGCGGUUGGCGUGCCGAGGGACCUGGCACGGACCAUGAUAGUUCAGGCGAUGACUGGAAGCGCAGCCCUGAUGCAAAGUGGAAUGCAUCCGGCCGUCCUGAGAGAUCAGGGUACGUCGCCUGAAGGGUGUACCAUUGGAGGUUUGAUGGUUAUGGAGGAGGCCGGCGUGCGCGGUCACAUCGGGAGAGCCUUACGAGAAGCCGUCACCAUUGCGCGCCUCAUGGACGGCACCCGUCAUUUGAAUGAUACUAGAGAGUAG
Molecule: messenger RNA, 900 nt
Organism: Aspergillus pseudotamarii
Lineage: Eukaryota; Fungi; Ascomycota; Eurotiomycetes; Eurotiales; Aspergillaceae
Product: pyrroline-5-carboxylate reductase family protein
Exons: 2
Coding region: 1-900 (299 amino acids)
Biological process (GO): L-proline biosynthetic process
Molecular function (GO): pyrroline-5-carboxylate reductase activity
Source: RefSeq, a predicted model, not a curated record